This is a messenger RNA of Spinacia oleracea (spinach), 736 nucleotides long. Its product is annotated as V-type proton ATPase subunit e2. Lineage: Eukaryota; Viridiplantae; Streptophyta; Magnoliopsida; Caryophyllales; Amaranthaceae. The record is from RefSeq and is a predicted model, not a curated record. Gene Ontology annotation, cellular component: proton-transporting V-type ATPase, V0 domain. Gene Ontology annotation, molecular function: proton-transporting ATPase activity, rotational mechanism. The transcript has 4 exons. Bases 262 to 474 code for a protein of 70 amino acids. Gene Ontology annotation, biological process: proton transmembrane transport.
GUACUCCAAAUUCUAUAUUAUUCUAUAUUGGUACUCACUUGUGUCCAAUAACUUGUGACAAAGACUUCCUUUACUGCCACCUCUCCUCUGCUGCUAUUUUCUACGGAGUAUCAAUUUUCGGUUGAUUUUAUUUGUAAAUCACCGGAAGUUCAAACUCGAAUUGGGAAUUUUGAUAAUUUUUCCGGGGAUUUAGUUUGAUUGAAUCCUCCAUCUGCGAUCGAAGUCAGAGCAAAAGAGAGAAGUUGAGUGCAGAGAUUAAAGAUGGGGUUUUUCGUUACAUCCCUCAUUUUCCUGGUGAUUGGGAUUAUUGCUUGUCUUUGUACCAGAAUUUGUUUCAAUCGGGGCCCUUCUACCAAUCUGUUCCACCUAACUUUGGUUAUUACAGCAACAGUUUGCUGUUGGAUGAUGUGGGCAAUUGUAUAUCUUGCGCAGAUGAAGCCUCUCAUUAACCCUAUACUGAAUGAAGCAGAGUGAACUGGGAUUGUGGACGAAAAAUAGAAAGAAUGCUUCUGUAGAUAUCAAAUGUUACCAUUUUUGCAGAUUUUUCCGAGGAACUCAUGUGGAUUUGUAUGUAAUUCUAUUAUUGCAGAGAAUAACGAUAUUCCUUAUUUUUUUUGUUUUAAAUCUUCCCUUGUAUUUUAUGCACCAAUCUAGUUUGAAUGGAUAAUCUUCUUUGUGAAUGAAAUAAUAAUAAAUUGGUGGAAUACAACAAUACAAUUCCAUUUUCGGUUAUGAA